GUUACAAUCAUCCAGCCUUAAUGAAAGUGAUGACCAAUCCAAAUAAUGUGAGUGCAUUUGUGAACCGGCCGGCACUUGGCAUUCUGCCACCUGAGAACUUUCCAGACAAACUGGUCGAGAGCCUGCUGACGAUUGCCCCCAGCGGAAUGACGCGAGUACAAACCAUGGCCUGUGGUUCCUGCUCCAAUGAGAAUGCUUUCAAGAGCAUGUUUAUCUGGUACAGAAAUAAGGAGAGGGGAAACACCGACCCAUCUGCGGAGGAUAUCGACUCUUGCAUGAUCAACCAGAGUCCUGGAUGCCCAGAUUUGAGCAUCUUGUCUUUUAUGGGAGCUUUCCAUGGGAGAACUCUGGGUUGCCUGGCCACAACACAUUCCAAAGCCAUUCACAAGUUGGAUGUACCAGCCUUUGACUGGCCUAUCGCACCCUUCCCUAAGCUCCAGUAUCCUUUGGAGGAGUUUAAACGGGAGAACGCUCAGGAAGAGGCCCGCUGCCUGGAGGAGGUUGAGGAUCUCAUCGUGAAGUGGAGGCAGAAGGGUAAACCAGUUGCUGGCAUUGUUAUCGAGCCCAUCCAGGCAGAGGGAGGGGACAACCACGCCUCACCUGACUUCUUCAUCAAAUUGCGAAAUAUUGCACGCAAGCAUGGCUGUGCUUUCCACGUGGAUGAAGUGCAGACAGGUGGAGGGGCAACAGGCAAGUUCUGGGCCCAUGAGCAUUGGGGUCUGGACGACCCUGCUGAUAUUGUUUCCUUCAGCAAGAAGUUGCUGACAGGAGGAUUCUACCACAGGGAUGAACUGAAAGUAGAUAAACCCUACAGAAUCUUCAACACCUGGAUGGGGGACCCCUCAAAGAAUCUGUUCUUAUCAGAGGUGCUUAAUGUGAUCAGAAGAGAGAACCUUCUGGAAGAGGUGACGCGCUCAGGGAAGGCUCUUUUGCAGGGUCUUUACGCACUGCAGACCCAGUACCCUCAUAUCCUGAGUAGAGCCCGUGGCCAGGGUACAUUCUGUGCCAUAGAUGCCUGCGAUGAUGUCACGCGCAACAGUAUCAUGAUGAAGGCCAGGAACAAAGGUGCGUUUUUGGGUUCCUGUGGCGAAAAGUCCAUCCGUUUCCGUCCCUCUCUGGUCUUCAAGGAGUACCAUGUCCAUCAGCUCCUGAACAUCCUGAAUGAUGUUCUGACUGAGCAUAAAUAGAGUUCUGGCUGCCAGGUCGGCGUUGAUUAUGAAACGUAUAGGGUCCAAUCCCACUCAAGGGUUUAUACCAGCCUGUCACAAUUAAUUGAUCACCGUCUCUCUCUCUUUCCGUCCAGUCGCAUCCUAUCAUUUCUAAUUAGGAAGGAUAAAAAUCUGUUUUCCGAUUCUUUUUAUUUAGCUGAUCUUAUCUUUUUUUUUUUUUUUUUUUACCAUGGGUGGACAGAUUGAAGAUCUGAAGCAGUACACAGGAAUUCAGGGUCAUAUAAUAAAUUUAAGUAAAUCUCAUUCUAAUGAAUUAGUUAAUUAGUGAAUUAGUUGAAAAUUAGUUAAAUAAAGCAAUUUAGAGACCUCAGAGAUGGUACAGAUUUCUUAUUGCAAUAAUUCUAAUAACCCUUUUAGUCAAAGAAAAAGAGUCCAGGUCUAAGCAUCUGGAAGUUAACAUGAAAAGAUGAGUAGUCACUAUGUAUGACACUAAAACUACAUGAUAGUAGCUACUACUGGCAUUAUGAAGAUAAAAUAUAACUAUUUUAGUAUCUACAAAGAAAUGGUUGCACUGGAAAUGCAUAGGUUGUAUUUUUUUCAUGAUGAUGGAUUGAAUUUACAGAGCACCUGAAUAUUAAGGUCCUCUUUGAAUUAAAAGCAUGUGUGAAAGACAAGUCGUGGAAGCAUCAAUGGAGUGAUUGCAUUUUAAGGAGCUGGAUAGGGCCGAUGGAAAGCUGGAAAAAGUAAGAAGUUGCAGAGGAACCUCUAAUCCCAUUUUAACAGGGCAUCUCUUGAGCCAAUAACCUUCAAGCAAUCAGAAAGGCCCUUUUAUUGAGGUGUCUGCUUUACGGUAUAAUUCCUCAAUCAUAAAGAGCCAUUGUCUUCACUGUGAUGCAAAGCCUCUGAUUUGAAUCCCAGUGAGAUAUAAAACAGCAGACGAAACAUUUAAAGCACAACCUGGUGUGGUAAUGUGAGGGAUGAUCAGUUGCACAGCCAAAUUUCUACCUGAUCUAACAAUAGAAAUCCAUCAGGACACAUGUUUUAAAAGCACAGCUUAGCAUCCAUCCUCUGCUCAGGUGAACGUGAUCCCCUCAUGUUCCUCAUCACAGGCCAUGCAAGAAAAGCUAUGGAUAACGUCUACAAGGUCAUCUUCACUUAAUGGCCAUCACAGCCUGUAUAUGUUGAUCAUCUUUCGGGUGAUUCUCCUGUUCCAGUUGCUCCAAGCUGAAAGAGUGAACAUCCCUUCAGCUUGUUUCAAUCAUCCUUUCCUUUUUAAAUACUUAAACCCCAGUAUGUACUUAAUGUAGUUAGAUUAUGCAAUGCUCAUUGUGUAAGCUUAUUAAUGAAGACUAUGUUUCCAUGUUGCUUACAGCUGCAUCAAAUCGAGUUCCUUAUUAAGUAUAUGUUAUUCCUUCGUGGUAAUGUGUUCCAUGUCAGUGUAAUGUAUAAAUGUUGUUUUGGAUGCCUUUUAAAUGUUCCUUUUAAUGUUGUGGACAGGCGGCAGCAGGGACUGGAAAUGUAAAAGUCUGUUUGUACUCUGCAAAGUCAAUAUUUAAUAGAGAAAUGUGUAUUGAUACUCAUGUUAAUUACAGAAAAAACUGGUUUACACUGUUAUAUGUAGUAAAAUUAGAUUAAAAUACUGAGGUAAUUUCUACAUAAAACCUUAAUGUUGUCUGAGGAAGUUCUAAAAUAAAUAUGACAAUUUGAAUAUUUUUUUGUUCUUGCCCGUCUUUGAAGCAAAAUGACAAAGAAACACACAUGCACAUGAAAAAUGAUCGGAAUAAUUUUAUUAAUCACAAUAAUGUACACAUACACAGUGAACAAGUUUUAUUUUCAGUGAAUAAAAAGAGUGAAAUCUA
This is a messenger RNA of Pimephales promelas (fathead minnow), 3028 nucleotides long. The record is from RefSeq and is a predicted model, not a curated record. NCBI's taxonomy places the organism in Eukaryota, Metazoa, Chordata, Actinopteri, Cypriniformes, Leuciscidae.